AUGAGUUCUACAGUUCUUUUCAUUGCUUGUGGUGUGGAAUCAAAUUAGAAUCAAUUGGUGGUGUUGUACUAGUUAUUUUGAAAUCUCUACUACUCCUUGAGAUGGUAAGGAGGGCGUCCACACCCUCACCAUGGCUCCGCCCUCCUCCCCCGCUAAUCACCACGCCGCGCACGCGCCGCGCGAGGCCCGUCUUCGUUCCCCCACCGCUAAUCUCGCCGCGGCAUCCAUGGCGCCGCCCUCGCCCUCCCCCCACAUGUCCACGCCGGCGCCCCCUCCCUCGCGCCCCACCUCAAUCUCCUCCAUUGCGCGCCCGAGAACGCGCAAAUCCCCCAUUCCCGCGCCUCUCCCUCGCGCCUCGAUGGAAUCGCCACGGCAUCCAUGGUAGGGUCCUCAGGAUCCACCUCCACCGCGUCGCCACAGUCCGCAGGGGCCGAGGGUGCCCCGACGGUGGGGACCUAGACUGUGGUCAGGUGCACGCGUAUUCAAGCAGGCGCUCUUGCUUUUCGUCCACAACAAGUUCUCCAUGUGCCCUGGGCACGCGACACAUGUUCGGGGUGGUGGGCAUUACCGUCACCUCCCUCACGUCCCGUGCCGCCGCGGCCGAGGUCUGCUUCCUCGCCUUCCGCAACGAGCAGUCCGCGGGGUACGCCGCCGCCUACGACUUCCUGACGGGCUCCCCGGGCGCCCUCCUCAUCGUCUCCGGCCCAAGAUACAUCCACGGGCUCGCCGGCCUCUCCCACGCCACCGCCAACGCCUGGUCGCUCCUCAUGAGCUCCGGAUCCUGCGACCAGGCUGACGCCGGCAGGGGCGACUUCCAGGAGCUCGACCAGAUCGCUGCCACCAAGCCCUUCGCCAAGCUCGCCGUCAAGGCAACAACCAUCCUCAACGUAUCUAGGUCUUCCCUGCCAACAAGAACAAAUGGCACGCCCGCCGUGCCGAUUUGAGGUGGUUUUGGAGGUGAGGAGGGGUACGAUUUCGGUGACCCUAGGCCUUGCGGGUCCGGUGGAUGGAAGCGGUGGAGCUGCCAUUACCAGCUAAGGUGGAGUUCAGGAAGCCAAGGUAACGACAGCAAAAAUAUCUCUUCUGGCGUGUAACCGUGUAUUGUGAAGUUGCCAUAGGUUCAGCGAGAAACACUGAAGAACUUACUGUUCUGGCUAUGGUUGCUGAAAAGUUUGGUCAUCAGCAGUUGGAUUUGUUACCAGUUGGUGUAUCUCUUGUGCUUCGCCAUAUGAGUCUACUCUCUAUUCUAUGUUUUGAUAUGGUGCAGUUGAAUUUUUCUUGAGAUAUGGUGCAGUUGGUGUAUCUCUUGUGCUUCGCAAUUGCAUGAUAAAUAGCAUGUUCAACGGAUAUCAUUUUAAUUUCCAAGAAAUACUUUGUAAGUUCCUCAACAUAUAUACUGCACAGAGAACUAAGCCCCAGCAACUGAAUAAUCAUCUAUUACAUGUUAAAAAAUAUGAUUCUCGUGAUCUCUCCGUUUAUAUAUUAUAGAAUUAAGAUGUAUACAAUUAUACUGACCGUUCUAUCUAUUCUAUUGAAAAAUACAAUUAUAUUUACGAAGAUUCAUCUGUGAUACUUAUGUAUAGUUGUCUUGCAUAACAUUGCAUCUGUCAAUUUUGGAACAAAUCCCAGAGGAAGAGAAUAAUCUUGGCCCACAUGAUCGAUUGGUUCAUGUUUACCAUUUCAUGAAAGACCCUAACCAGAAUCAUCAAAUUCAGAAUUUGAGAGAUCCCUUUGUAUGGUUAUUUGGGAAGGUGAGACCGCUGCUGAGGUAAUGGAGCGCAUCCAGAGAAAACUUAGAGUUCAUGAUGAUGAAUUGUCCAAGGUAAUAUAUUAUAUUAUUACUAUUUAUCAUAGAAUGAAUUUACCCAGAUCUCCCUUCCCCCUCCCUUAAAUAUGAAUAUAGCGUGGAUUGAAUCUAAUCUGUUUAUUGCUCCAACUUAAUAUGGUGUUAUUUUAUUUUGGUUGUCAAGGUCGAUUUGCUAUCCAACAAUUUUGCAUUAUUUCUGGCUACCUAUUGGUCUUGCUGCCACACCGGAGUUGCCAUCUUAGCUUUUGUCGUCCUGUCCCCUUCCUAUCAGGGCAAUAUGACUUGCUCCCCUUCCUGUCAAGCUACAUGCUUCGACCAGCUGAGGCACUGAAAUGAAACUAAAUUAUUGUUGCAAACCUCUCUGCCAUCUUGUGCGUGCACUAUGCAAAAUCACAAGGCGGGCUUAGUUUCUCUAACACUGAUAAUGCUUAUUUGAUCAGUUGAAGCUUGCAUUCAUUUCCAUGAACAAACAAGAGUACCUCCAAGACACUAACGUUGUAUCAACAUGUUUUUAGGCAAGUGAUUUCUUUAUAAUGCUUACAUGCAUACCUUCUCUUGUUCACUAUGUUCAUACACGAUGCUUUGCUUUUUACUAUACGAGAGAUGUAUAUGGUGCUUGGGAACAAUACCUUGGCUUGGAGCACACUGAUACAACAUUGAAACAAUACCUUGGCUUGGGAUCAAUACCGGCAAGGACCCAACAAGCCCAAGAGGGCACCCAACGCUUACUUCGUGUUCAUGUGAGAUGCGAGUUUGUCCCCACCUCUUUUUAAAUUUUUUAUGGAUGCUUGUUGGUUCGAUCUAUUUUUGGAUGCAUUACUAUCUAUAUUAUUCUAUUACGAAGCAAAAGUGGCGCCUUCGUGUUACCAUGCCCCUACCGGGUGUGGGUACGAGUGAAGAUUUUGACCCGUGGGUGCAACCCGCACCCGACCCAAAGUUUUGCGGGUGUGGGUUUCUAUUUCAACCCGUGGGUGACCCGCACCUGACCCAAAAUAUGGUUCAUUCUUUAUUUUGCGGAAAAAUAAGUAAGAUACAAUAGUAAUUAUUUUGAAUAAGUAACUUGGCUAAUGAUUCAUGAAAUGUUUUGUUGUUGCUCAAUGUGAAAAGGUUUAAAAUACGUACAUAUAAAUUGACUAUUAUUGCUAUUUAAUUGAUUAUUGCUCAAUUAUUGUUUAAAAGUGUACACUUAGUAAAACCCGCGGGUGACCCGAAACCCGACGGGUUCGGGCGCGCGUUUGGAAUGGCACUCGUGGGUGCCAUCAUGGGUGGGUUUCGGUAGUCUUCACGGGUGUGCAUGCCCCCUGCCCGCGGAUGCCCACCACUGCAGUACCCUGCUGCUGUGUAUAGCACACAAAUGCAUUCUACAAGAUCACAGAUAGUCAAUAACAUAAAAAAACCAGUGUGCGAUGUACUAACUAUGGUCAACUCUUUCUGCAUUUAGUUUUGUACAUUAACAACAUUAAUGUGGUUUAUGUCAAGUACAUUUCUUAAUUAACUACCUUCAUCUAACACAAUAUUCAGGGAAUAGGUAUAUAUGAAUGUUCGACAGUUCCUAGAAUGCUAGCAUUGUAGUUGUUGAUGCUUUGGAAACAAAAGGCAGCAUCAAACUACUAAAUACUAAUAAUGAGAGUUGUUUACCAGUAAAAUUGGAAAUUUAUAAUCUGAGGCAUAGUAAUAAGUUUGUUACACAUAAUUACCAUCUCUUUUGUUUUCUGUAGAAAAGCUCAAAAGCAUUAUAAAAGCUAAGUAAUGUACUCCGAUGUUGAUCCUGUUUUGUCGCCUAUUUCAAGAGACUGACAUUCCAUAGAAGAGGGCAAUGGAGGACGACACAUUUAUUUUUUGUUCUUUGCACUAUCUAGCAGACUAUCAUCAAUGCUCUAAAAUGCAGAGGUUAGCUGGACAAUCAUUUUGGGAGGAUGAGAAAGGAAUAUCAUAUGAAUCAAAUGGUCUAUAAUGUUCUAACUGAUGGCCUAGCAAGGAUUCUAAUGCUUAGCUUCUGUUUCCAUAUCAAGUUUAUGUCAUAAUUACUUUUUUAAUGUGUUGGAUUUAUUUUCGAACUUAGGGCGUGUUCAUUUAUGUGUCGCAUUCAUGGUUCAAAAUUGAUUUGGGUUUGGUGUUCAUUUAUCUUGCAUGUGUUGCAAUGAAGGAGGAAUGGGUGGAGGGACGAGCAAGAUGUCAAUGUUCUAUUGAAACAAACUGCCUUAAUUAUUAGGCUAUCACUACUGAAACAAACUACCUCUGUCGUCAACCUACUAACUUCCAUAUUCUUCACACUCAGCUUUGCAAAAUUUACUUGACUGGCUUUUUUUGGCUUAAAAUAUAACUCAGGGAGACGUGAUUUUGGGACGAUCAAACUGUUGGGAUUGCGCUUGGACAUUCCGGGCAGCGUGCACCCAAGAUUGACCAAGCUGAUUCGACGGUGCUAGGACAAAGAUCCUGAUGCGUGUCUGACUUUUGCAGAGAUUACUAUAGAACUCCAAGAUAGUCUACACCAUAUCGAGGCACCCAAGGGAGCCAGCCGUCGUUCUUGAGCAAAGAUGUAGAAGAAAUAAGAGGAAGAAAAAGAAUACAUACGUAGGGCAAGGUUUCCUACUUUUUUGUGUGUUACACAAGUUGCAGUAUGAGUGUUUGUGGUGUAUGUCAUAGUUAUAAAUAUUUCAAGGCCAAGUAAGUAUAAAAACCGACCUUAGCUCAGUUGGUAGAGCGGAGGACUGUAGUGGAUUCCCCAUGUCAUUUGUUCUUGUUGGCAGGGAAUACCUAGCUACGACAAAGAUGGGGAUGGCUAGGAAAGAAAACCAAUUGUGGGACAAUGAUAAUUGAUAUCAAUGUCAGCCCCUUAUAUGCUACACCUGCAACCUGUAAUCAUACCGUCAACUGCACCUGACAUCCGUGCAUCAGAAGUUUUUAAUUCUGAUGAUUUAGAUUAUGUCUAUAAAUCUGUUGAGGAUGGCAUGGAACAUAUUUUUACUUCAACAACACAACUCCAAUUUGGUCA
Zea mays is the source of this 4802-nucleotide messenger RNA. RefSeq lists its product as uncharacterized. NCBI's taxonomy places the organism in Eukaryota, Viridiplantae, Streptophyta, Magnoliopsida, Poales, Poaceae. The record is from RefSeq and is a predicted model, not a curated record. Gene Ontology annotation, biological process: fatty acid alpha-oxidation. Gene Ontology annotation, cellular component: peroxisome. The transcript has 3 exons. Gene Ontology annotation, molecular function: thiamine pyrophosphate binding. Bases 102 to 944 code for a protein of 280 amino acids.